CGCGGAGAACUUUUAUUUUGAAGUUUUUCGAAAUUCGGUGACCCAGAGGUGCUUACACUUUCAUUUGGAUUAGCAAAUUGUAGCUACAACAACAAUUCAUAAAUUUAUUGAGCAACAAACACCUUCAUACGGAGCAUAACUGCUAGUUCAAUCAAACAUAAGACGCAGACCGCAAUUUGUGACUGGAUUAAAGCGAAAGAAGGACGAAGAGACGGAAAAAUAUAGAUACUAAUUAGCUAGCUAACGUAAGGCUAGCAGCAAGCUGACACAUGAAUUCUCUCGUUGGCUAUGGCGUGUCCUCUGAUUCUGACAGCGAUGGGGAUAUUGGAAACAACAAUAAGACUGAGAGCAAGGUGGAUGGAGAGACCCAGAAGAAGGGCCGCAAUUUCCUCCUAGAGUCCGGGUCAGCCUCCAGUGAUUCAGACUGUGACUUCGACCCAGAGGAAGAGGGAGACCCCGUAUCUCAACUAAAACCUAAACGCCCUCCUCCUGCCUGUAUGGCACCGCCCUCUGAGUCCCGGACCCCUCUCCUCCCCGCACCCCCUAGUUCCCUCUCCCACAAACUCCCCCCUCCACCCCUUGGGGCCUCGUCCAAGAGUGGCGUAUUCGCCAACCCCUUCAAGGCGCAAGCCGACCAGAGGCUCAACGUCUUGCAGAAGCACGUCCCUCUCACUCUGCUGGCCCGGCCCUCCCAGAUAGGAGGCAAGAGGAUGUGCGUGGCGUACAGGAAGGACGGACGCUGCAGGUUCGGGAUCAAAUGCAAGUUUGCCCAUGACAGCGACCUCCAGAGCUCCAUCAUUCCCAAUGACUAUGACCCCCCUGCGGGUGACGAUCCCAGAUCGGACCAAGCUGACCCCAACGAGGGGGGCUUUUCAUACAUGGGUCGCCAGAACUUUCACCAAAACCAGGGAGGAGACCCUGAAGAGGAGGGUCAGCAGUCUAGGAAGAGGAGAGUAGGGCUGAGUAACACCCUAGUGCCUCCUAAAAGGUCAAUGAAGAAUUAUGCAAUGCAGAGGAAGAGAGAACAGGUCAAAUUGAACUGAGUGACUUGCAAAGGGAUACUGUCAGCAGCAAUACUGUGUGUGUGUGUGUGUGUGUGUGUGUGUUCACAUCGUUUUAGUGUGUGACAGAGAAAAUGGGAAUGUGUUCCAAUUUUUGUACCCUUAUUCUGCACUCAUUUACUCCCCCUCAUGGAUGUAAAAGGAAUGGACUGGUGUAAAAUAGGGUUUAAACUUCUCCCUACCCAUGAUUACAUCACUGUAAUGGAGUGAGCACGUGCAACCUUCUGUUAGAAGAGAAGAUAAUCAGACCACAGCCAGAGAGCAUUCUAUAGGAUACCUAUAGCACACUUCCAAACUUCUGUUCAGUCCAGUACAUAUACUUCAGAUUGGUAGUUUCUACAUGAAACGUUUUUUGUAGUUUCAUUGAAAACGUAUAUUCCUUUCUGUAAGAAACUGUCCAUUGGAAAUAUAAGCUACAAUUUAUCAUUGUUAAAUAAAUGCUUUAAAUGUUUAA
This is a messenger RNA of Oncorhynchus kisutch (coho salmon), 1515 nucleotides long. RefSeq lists its product as uncharacterized. The record is from RefSeq and is a predicted model, not a curated record. Lineage: Eukaryota; Metazoa; Chordata; Actinopteri; Salmoniformes; Salmonidae. Gene Ontology annotation, molecular function: metal ion binding. The transcript has 2 exons. The coding region runs from base 270 to 1043 and encodes 257 amino acids.